CCCUGCAGAUGUCCUCGUCUCCUGCAGCCACAAUCGCCAGGAGACUCUAGGAUGGCUUUAUCCACUAUUCAGAAGGUGGUGAUGUUCUCCGGCCUGGUGCUGUGCGUGUCCCUGCUCCUGCCCAAAACCUUCCAGAACAGGGGGAAGCCGUCCCUGCAGCAGCCGGAGGGAAAUAGCGGCCGUUUUCCGUCUGCUGUUCCUCAUGGUAAACCAGUGGACUUUAGGGGGGGAGGUUUUCCCCGCUCUCACUUAUCUGAAGCUGUGUCGAAGGCGAAAGCUGGUGGAGGAGGAAGUAACAGCCGGCAGAGUCUCGUGGGGCAGAUAAUACCCAUCUAUGGGUUCGGGAUAUUACUGUAUAUACUCUAUAUACUUUUCAAGCUCUCCUCUAAGGGCAGACCGGUGAAGCCUGAGCCCCGCAGCGCCCCCAUCGCCAACGGGAACCUGAAGAGGAAGAUCACUGACUAUGAGCUCGGCCAGCUGCAGGAUAAACUGCGCGAGACCGAGGAGGCCAUGGAGAAAAUCAUCUCACGCCUGGGGCCCCACAAUGAGAGAGAAGGUAACGUCAGUGACGGCGAGGAGCAGGAGCUGCUGCAGAGGCUGAAGGAGAUCACUCGGGUGAUGAAGGAGGGAAAGGUCCUGGACGGCGUCACCCCAGAGCAGGAGGCCGAGGAGGCUCCCUACACGGAGGGAUGGGAAGGUUACCCAGAAGAGACGUAUCCGAUCUACGACCCGUCUGAGGGCAGGAGGAGACCCAAGACCAUCCUGGUGGACCGCUCGCUGCUGAGCCAGCCCUCCGCGGAGGAGAUCGCCGAGCAGCUGGAGUUCAUGGACGAUUAUAAUCGUUUCUGCACAGAACACGCAGCGGAGGAUGGGAGUAAUCCUCCUACGACGCACAACCUAUGUGACGACGCCCAGCGCAGCCCCAUCCUCGCCCCAGACGAUGAGAUCUGCUCCGAGGAGCCGAGCGACGAUGAGGACCCUGCGGUUAUAGCGGAGAAUGCCGGCUUCAGCUCAGAGGCGGCCAGCGAGGAGGACUCCGAGGCUUCUGUGACAGAUUCGGCUGUGAGCGGAGAUUUACUGGAAACCGUCAGUAAUUCAGUCGGGGAUGAGUUACAGUCUCUGCGCAAACGGAGCAAAAAGUCCCCAGACUGCUAAAUGUCCCCAAAUCUGGUGACUGACGGAGGGACCCGUGAGAGCUCCGGUGAUGUCACUGCCCCAUGUCAGCCAUGACAUCGCAGUGCAUGUACUGCAAAAGUAAUCACACCCCCACAUCACUAUGGCCCGGAUCUACUCAUGUGACGCCCCUAGAAUCUGGGGAACUUGGGUGUCUCCAGUUGUUUCCGAGCGUGGAUUAACAGGAAAGGGGCGUGGCCUCAGAUGGGAACCUGUGCGCCAAAUGACACGACCCAUACAGGUAUAGAGCAAGAGGAAAAUGUCUGCACCGAGUGUAUCAUGAAGGUGGAGGUCCAGAGCGCCAGCUACACGGUCCAUCAGUGUGGCCCCAUAGAAGAGAACAGGAUGGGCCCCGCCGCUCACUGAGAGCUCUGCCAAAUGUACUGUGUAUUAUUAACUGUGCACCUUACUGGAUGUGUCUGCAUAGAAGCCAGUGCUGUGUGUUAGGACGCAGAGCUCCAAAUCCACUGCACUAGAGAACACAGAAGUCUGCUGCCUGCAGCCACCACUAGGGGGAGCUCCUCACUACAUACAGAUCAUACAGCCACCACUAGGGGGAGCUCCUCACAUGCAUACAGAUCAUACAGCCACCACUAGUGGG
Molecule: messenger RNA, 1774 nt
Organism: Bufo gargarizans (Asiatic toad)
Lineage: Eukaryota; Metazoa; Chordata; Amphibia; Anura; Bufonidae
Gene: RIC3
Product: RIC3 acetylcholine receptor chaperone
Exons: 6
Coding region: 52-1155 (367 amino acids)
Biological process (GO): protein localization to cell surface; synaptic transmission, cholinergic
Cellular component (GO): neuron projection; neuronal cell body; intracellular membrane-bounded organelle
Source: RefSeq, a predicted model, not a curated record